Chrysochloris asiatica (Cape golden mole) is the source of this 1380-nucleotide messenger RNA. RefSeq names its product spermatid associated (gene CBY2). The record is from RefSeq and is a predicted model, not a curated record. The transcript is spliced from 4 exons. NCBI's taxonomy places the organism in Eukaryota, Metazoa, Chordata, Mammalia, Afrosoricida, Chrysochloridae. Bases 1 to 1380 code for a protein of 459 amino acids.
AUGUCACCUCUGGAAUGUUCUGAGUAUUUGGAUGACCAGCUUCGGCAUCACACCUAUACCUGGCACCUCACGCUGAACUUCUGGUCAAAUUUUACAAGUAACAAAGGUACCAGAUCUGAAAACUUGAAAAUUCCAUUUAGUGUGGUUCUGCCUCAGAGGGGCACAACUGAGCCGUUCCUGAGGCUCCAUAACUUGUACACCAGCCCGAGGUGUGCGCGGCAGGCCGCCCUGCCCAGGGUGAAUGGCAGGAUCGUCAGCCAGCACUCAUACCCACUGAACCGCUUCUCCUCGGUGCCCUUGGAUGCCAUGGAGCGCCCCACCUCCCAGGCCGAUCUGGAGCUGGAUUACAACCCACCCCGGGUCCAGCUCAGCGACGAGAUGUUCGUCUUCCAGGACGGGCGGUGGGUGAACGAGAACUGCCGUCUGCCGUCUCCUUACUUCUCGCCAUCCUCCUCCUUCCACCACAAGCUGCAUCACAAGCGCAUGGCCAAGGAGUACCUGUUGCAGGAAGAAAACAAGUCCCUGCGUGAGGAGAACAAGGCGUUGCGCGAGGAGAACAGGGCCCUCCACAAGGAGAACAAGAUCUUGCAGGCCUUCUGGGAGGAGCACAAAGUCACGCUGGGCCUCCAGGACAGCAGGACCUCCCCACCACCACCGCACAAGGACAACGGGACCCUCGAGGUGGUGAAGAAGGACAACGCCACCCUGCAGGUGAACCGCAGCAAGGAGGGCAACACCCUGCAACUCCUCCGAGAGGAGAACCGUGCCCUACAGCAGCUGCUGGAGCAGAGGAAGGCCUACUGGGCGCAGGCGGAGGACAAGGCAACCCCUGCCGAGGAGAACAAGGUGGCCACCUCGCCCCACAGCGAGCCCCACAGCCCCGGGCUACUGCCCGAGCAGGCCACGGGCCUCUCCUCGCCCUUCGAGGAGCCCAAAGGGCACCCGGGCCCGCAGGAUGACUCCAAGACUCUCCGUGUCCUGCGCGAAAUGGUCAGCAACCUGGCGAGCGCCUCCGGUGAGGAGGAAGGGAGCCAGGGCUCCGGGGGCCUGCAGGCCGAGGCCCAGACCCUACAGCUGCUGCGGGAGAUGAACCAGGCUCUGCAGGCCCUGCGCGAGGAGAACCAAAACCUGCAUGUCCUCCGUGAGGAGAACCGGCUGCUGCAGGAGGAGAACCGGGCACUACACGUGCUGCGCGAGGAGCACAGGGUCUUCCAGGAGGAGAACAAGGCCCUGUGGGAGAACAACAAGCUAAAACUGCAGCAGAAGCUGGUCAUCGACACGGUGACCGAGGUCACUGCGCGGAUGGAAAUGCUCAUUGAGGAACUCUACGCCUUCAUGCCGGCCAAGACCAAGGACCCCAAGAAGCCCAGCAGGGUCUGA